GAGAGAGAAAGAGCGCGAGCGUGCUAGCGAGCAGAGAGUUAACAGAGCACAGAUACUCUCCCACACACACACACACACACACACAGAAUACAACAACAACAACAAAUACAAAAUAAAAUGGAUAGAGAUAGCCUGCCGCGCGUUCCGGACACACAUGGCGAUGUUGUGGAUGAGAAAUUAUUCUCGGAUUUGUACAUACGUACCAGCUGGGUGGACGCUCAAGUGGCGCUCGAUCAAAUUGAUAAGGGCAAGGCGCGUGGCAGCCGCACAGCAAUCUAUCUGCGUUCAGUAUUCCAAUCCCACCUCGAACAACUUGGCAGCUCGGUGCAGAAGCAUGCAGGCAAGGUGCUCUUCGUGGCCAUCUUGGUGCUGAGCACCUUUUGCGUGGGCCUCAAGAGCGCCCAAAUACACUCGAAGGUGCAUCAGCUGUGGAUACAGGAGGGCGGCCGCUUGGAGUCUGAGCUGGCGUAUACGCAAAAAACCAUAGGCGAGGAUGAAUCCUCAACGCAUCAGCUGAUCAUACAGACGGCGCACGAUCCAAAUGCAUCGGUAUUGCAUCCACAGGCGCUGCUGUCGCAUCUGGAGGUGCUGGUCAAGGCGACGGCGGUCAAGGUGCACAUGUACGACACGGAAUGGGGCUUGCGGGACAUGUGCAAUUCACCCACCACGCCCACAUUCGAAGGCACCUACUAUAUAGAGCAGAUACUGAAGCAUUUAAUACCUUGCUCCAUUAUAACGCCGCUGGAUUGCUUCUGGGAGGGCAGUCAGCUGCUGGGACCCGAGACGCCGGUGUUCAUACCUGGCUUGAACAAUCGCUUGGUGUGGAGCACCCUGAAUCCAUCGGCUGUGAUGCAGUUCAUGAAGCAACAAAUGUCGGACCAGAAGAUUAGCUUCGACUUUGAUACCGUGGAGCAGUAUAUGAAGCGCGCGGCUAUAGGCAGUGGCUAUAUGGAGAAGCCUUGUUUGAAUCCGCAGCAUCCGCAUUGCCCGCAAACGGCGCCGAAUAAGAACAGCUCACAGCCGCCGGAUGUGGGCGCCAUAUUGAGCGGCGGCUGCUAUGGCUAUGCGCCCAAGUAUAUGCACUGGCCGGAGCAGCUGAUUGUGGGUGGUGCGCAGCGCAAUCGCAGCGGACAUUUGAAGAAGGCCAAGGCGCUGCAGACGGUGGUGCAGCUAAUGACGGAGAAGGAAAUGUACGAUCAGUGGCAGGAGAACUACAAGGUGCAUCACAUUGGCUGGUCGCAGGAGAAGGCAGCCGAGGUGCUCAACGCUUGGCAGCGCAACUUUUCGCGCGAGGUGGAGCAGCUGCUGCGCAAGCAAUCGCGCAUUGCGAACAACUAUGACAUCUAUGUGUUUAGCUCGGCCACGCUGGACGACAUAUUGGCCAAGUUCUCGCAUCCCAGCGCACUGAGCAUAGUCAUAGGCGUGGCCGCCAUUGUGCUCUAUGCGUUUUGCACGCUGCUGCGUUGGCGCGAUCCGGUGCGUGGGCAAAGCAGUGUGGGCGUGGCGGGAGUGCUGCUCAUGUGUUUCAGCACUGCGGCGGGUUUGGGUCUUUGCGCGCUGCUGGGCAUUGUGUUCAAUGCUGCCAGCACGCAGGUGGUGCCGUUUCUAGCACUUGGUUUGGGUGUGGAUCACAUUUUUAUGCUUACAGCUGCCUAUGCGGAGAGCAAUCGCAAGGAGCAAACCAAGUUGAUACUCAAGAAAGUUGGCCCUAGCAUACUUUUCAGCGCUUGCAGCACCGCUGGCUCUUUCUUUGCCGCCGUCUUUAUACCUGUGCCUGCUCUCAAAGUUUUUUGCCUGCAAGCCGCCAUUGUCAUGUGCUUCAAUCUGGCAGCAGCUCUACUAGUAUUUCCCGCUAUGAUUUCGCUGGACUUGCGUCGUCGCACUGCAGGACGCGCUGAUAUAUUCUGCUGCUGCUUUCCGGUGUGGAAGGAGCGCCCCAAAGUGCAGCCACAGCUCAGCAUGAACAACAACAACAAUCGCGGCGGCCGUCACAUUAAGAACUGCAACAACAAUCGCGCUGCACAGCAGCAGCAACAGCAACAACAACAGCAGCAGCAGCAACAGCCAGCGCAGAAUCCGCUGCUGGCAGCACAAGCUUCCAAGAGCGGCGUCAGCUCACUGCCUGCAUUCUCGCUCUCCAGCUUUGCCUACAAAUACUAUACGCCUUUCCUAAUGCGCAGCUGGGUAAAGUUUCUGGUGGUCAUGGGUUUCCUAGGCGCGCUCAUCUUUAGUUUGUACGCCGCCAAGUCGCUGCAGGAUGGUCUGGACAUUAUAGAUCUGGUGCCCAAGCACAGCAGCGAGCACAAGUUUCUGGCUGCGCAGUCGCGUCUCUUUGGCUUCUAUAGCAUGUAUGCGGUUACCCAGGGCAACUUUGAGUAUCCCACGCAGCAGCAACUGCUGCGGGAUUAUCAUGAAGCCUUCGUGCGUGUGCCGCAUGUCAUCAAGAACGAUAAUGGUGGACUGCCCGACUUUUGGCUGCUGCUGUUCAGAGAUUGGCUAAGCAAUUUGCAGCGUGUGUUUGAUCAGGAGUUUGCCGAGGGUCGCCUCAAUACGGAAACUUGGCAUCCCAAUGCCAGCAGCGAUGCUAUACUCGCCUUUAAGCUUAUAGUGCAAACAGGCUAUGUGGACAAUCCGGUGGAUAAGAGUCAAGUGGGCAAUGUGCGUCUUGUAGACAAAGAGGGCAUCAUAAAUCCCAAAGCCUUUUACAAUUAUCUCUCCGCCUGGGCCACCAAUGAUGUAUUCGCCUAUGGCGCCUCACAGGGCAAACUGUAUCCGGAGCCACGUCAGUAUUAUCACACGCCCACCGAGUACGAUUUGAAAAUACCCAAGAGCCUGCCGCUUGUCUAUGCGCAAAUGCCUUUCUAUUUGCAUGGACUCACAGACACGUCGGAGAUUAAGACGCUCAUUGGUCACAUACGCGAUUUGAGUGUCAAAUUCGAGGGCUUUGGGCUGCCCAAUUAUCCUUCCGGCAUUCCGUUUAUCUUUUGGGAACAGUACAUGACACUGCGCUCCUCGCUGGCGCUUAUACUCGCCUGCGCCUUGUUGGCUGCUCUGGUGUUGGUUUCGCUGCUGCUGCUGUCCGUCUGGGCUGCUGUGCUGGUCAUCAUCAGCGUGCUCGCUUCGCUUGCGCAAAUAUUUGGCGCCAUGACACUGCUGGGCAUCAAAUUGUCCGCCAUUCCAGCGGUUAUACUCAUACUGGGCGUGGGCAUGAUGCUCUGCUUCAAUGUGCACAUAUCCUUGGGCUUUAUGACUUCAGUGGGCAAUCGGCAGCGGCGCGUGCACUUGGCCAUGCAGCUAUCGCUGGGUCCCUUGGUGCACGGCAUGUUCACCUCGGGCAUGGCGGUCUUCAUGUUGUCCACCUCACCGUUUGAGUUUGUUCUGCGUCACUUUUGCUGGCUACUGCUUGUUGUGCUUUGCGUUGGCGCCGUCAACAGUCUGGUAGUGUUUCCCAUUAUCUUGAGCAUGCUGGGACCGGAGGCGGAACUGGUGCCGCUGGAGCAUCCAGAUCGCAUUUCAACGCCCUCGCCUUUGCCCAUGCGCAGCAGCAAGCGCUCGAACAAGUCGUUCAUUGUGAAUGGCUCACGCGGCUCGUCGCGCAAUUCGAGCUCCAACAAUUGCCACAAGGCGCAUCAUUACCACAAGGAUAUGAAUAUCAAUGAUCCAUCGUUGACCACCAUAACGGAGGAGCCGCAGUCCUGGAAGUCCAGCAAUUCGUCCAUACAAAUGCACAACGACUGGAGUGCACCGUCGACGCCAACGCCCAGCUAUCAUCACAAUCAUCUGAACAAACAUUAUAUGAACAACAUUAACAAUUAUCAAAAACGCGAGCGUGAGCGUGACUGCGGCAACGGCCCACAUGGCGGCGGCGGCGGCUCCACAGCGGGCGGCUCAAACUGCUCUUAUGCACAGUCGGCGCCCACUGUGAGCUAUGGCGCGCCGGAGCUGCAGAGCAUUGUUGUGCAGCCGGAGGUGACUGUGGAGACCACGCACUCGGAUAGCAACACCACCAAGGUGACGGCAACGGCCAACAUCAAGGUGGAACUGGUCACGCCUGGCCGAGCGGUGCGCAGCUAUAACUUUACGAGUUAGCGUUAGCGUCAGCGUCAUCGUUAGCCAUUGGCACUAGUUCCUGUAGCCAUUAGCGUCUAUCUCUAACUGUAAUUGUAAUCUGUAGUUGUAACCUGGAACUGUAUAUGUGUAUGUUGCAUGUUAGUUAAUUUCCACAUAUAGUUUAUAUACUUUUAUAUAUAUAGAUAUACAUAUGUGUCUAGUAUCUAUUUGACAGCUGCUACGCUCUUUGCGCUUGCCUAGCAGCUUUGUAUGUAUGUAUUUAGCGCUUAAGGCAUUUUUUAUACAUAGAGUUAUUUAUUGUUACAAACACCCACACACA
This is a messenger RNA of Drosophila busckii, 4390 nucleotides long. RefSeq names its product protein patched (gene ptc). The transcript has 6 exons. Gene Ontology annotation, biological process: smoothened signaling pathway. Gene Ontology annotation, cellular component: plasma membrane. Gene Ontology annotation, molecular function: hedgehog receptor activity; smoothened binding; hedgehog family protein binding. The record is from RefSeq and is a predicted model, not a curated record. Lineage: Eukaryota; Metazoa; Arthropoda; Insecta; Diptera; Drosophilidae. The coding region runs from base 118 to 4089 and encodes 1323 amino acids.